Molecule: messenger RNA, 234 nt
Organism: Enterobius vermicularis (human pinworm)
Lineage: Eukaryota; Metazoa; Nematoda; Chromadorea; Rhabditida; Oxyuridae
Source: the annotation of a GenBank genome assembly
AUGGGAAGAGCUGUUGUCGCUAUUCAGCUAAGAGUAUUUCGACGGUUGGAUGGGAGGAAAAAGGAAGUGAACGGAAUCAGAAGUAUAACGGGGGCAUCUAUAAGCAGGCACGGAGAAAGGGGUAGGGAAGACGACACUAGUCUUGAGCCACUGAACUCGACUGAGAUUUAUUGCUGUUUUGAAGAGAUCAAAAACAGGCAAUACCCGGGAGCCGUAAAUCCCAACUAUGCUUGA